Messenger RNA from Dioscorea cayenensis subsp. rotundata (Guinea yam), 2961 nucleotides. RefSeq names its product WEB family protein At3g02930, chloroplastic-like. Gene Ontology annotation, biological process: reciprocal meiotic recombination. Bases 58 to 2748 code for a protein of 896 amino acids. The record is from RefSeq and is a predicted model, not a curated record. The transcript is spliced from 3 exons. Lineage: Eukaryota; Viridiplantae; Streptophyta; Magnoliopsida; Dioscoreales; Dioscoreaceae.
UGCUAGCAGCUAGAGUUAAACUCAGUAAAAGCAAGGCCAUUUUGGGCACAAGAAUGCAUGACUUUUUCUCUCUCUCUUCAUAACUAUCAAUGGAGAGAUUGGGAAUUUUCCAGCAGACCAACUGAAAUAAUUGACUGCAUCUCUCCCUCUUCUUCCUUUGCAGCUCCCAGACAAGCCUACCUUUCCCAACUCCCAGAAAUACUCCCUCCUCAGACUUGUUCAUUGUCUGCAUUUUGGCUGCUCAUUCCCUUCUCUGCAGCUACAAUGUUGUCUUCCAAGUCCAAUAGAUCUGGUUUGUCUGAUGCUUCAAUUAACAAAUCUUCUCCUGCAACACCAAGAGCUAGCAAAAUAGGACGCCCAGGGACGGCCAAAACAGAGCCUGAUUCAGCGUCUCCCUUGCAGAAUGCUAGGCCUUCCACUGAACGCUCACCGAGAUCAGCUGAAUCGAAAACUCCGGUGGAGCAGCGCCGGUCACCGAAGAUUAGUACACUACAAGAUAAGCAGCCUCGUGCUCCAACCAAAGGAUCAGAACUGCAAACACAGCUCAGUUUGGUUCAGGAAGAGCUUAAGAAGGCAAAGGAGAGAGUUUUGUUUGUUGAGAAAGAGAAGAUAAAGGUUCUUGAGGAGUUGAAGGAUGUGAAAAGAUCAGCUGAGGAGGAGAAUGAGAAACUCCAAGAAGCUCUUGCUGCUCUGAAGAGGGCUGAGGAGAAUUCAGAGAUUGAGAAGUUCCGUGCUGAUGAAUUGGAGCAAGCCAGCAUUGAAGCUGCUCAGAAAAGGGAAGAGGAAUGGCAGAAAGAGGUUGAGAAUGUCCGAGACCAGCAUGCAUUGGAUGUAUCUGCAUUGCUUGCCACAACUCAGGAGCUCCAGAGGGUGAAGCAUGAAUUGGCAAUGACCACUGAUGCGAAAAACACAGCCUUGAGCCACGCCGAUGAUGCCAUGAAGAUCGCCGAAAUCAAUGCAGAGAAGGUAGAGCUUUUGUCCGGCGAGGUUAGCCGCCUGAAAACUUUGCUGGACUCCAAGCUUGAGAGUAAAAGCCUGGAGGUUGCAGAGUUGGUAAAGAAGUUGGAUUCUGAGAUUGUUGCUCUGAAGGAAGAGCUAGAGAAAGCCAAGGCAGCCGAGGGGAAGCUAGUUGAUAUGGAGGCAUUGAUUGAAGGGCUUAAGAUUGAAGUGACAGAUGCUAAGCAAGCUGAAUCGGAUGCCGCUAAGAAUGUGGAUGAAUGGAAGAAGAAGGCUGAGUUGUUAGAAACUCAACUUGAUGAAGCUAGAGUGUCAGAAAGAUCUUUGCUGGAUUCUUUAGCUUCUGUGAGGAAAGAACUUGAGGAGUCAAAUGAUUCCUUGCAGGAUGCUGAAUCUGAAAUCUCUGUUCUUAAAGGAAAAUUGGAGUCAUUGGAGAUUGAGUUGGCGACGUACAAACAGAGUCUUGAUGAUUCAAACCAGUCCCUUGAUUCGGCACAGAAAGAAGCAAUUGAAUUGAGAAAUACUGUCGAAGUUUUGAAGUCUAAUUUUCAAAAGGCCGAGGCAGAGAAAAUGCAAGCACUGAAUGAUGAAAAGACUGCCACUACAAACCUCCAAAGCCUUUCUGAAGAAAAGAAAAUUUUGCUUGAUGAAUUGGAGAUGGCUCGAGAGGAUGGUGAAAAAGUUAAGAAGGCCAUGGAUGAUCUAACCUCAGCAUUGCAUGAAGUUUCUGCUGAAGCUAGAGAUGCCCAAGAAAAACUCUUGGUAAAACAAGCUGAGGUUGAGAAUGCAAACAAUCAGAUAGAGGAGCUGCAAUUGACUCUGAGAAACACUCAAGAAAAGUACGAGGUUGUGCUUGACGAAGCAAAAUAUGAAGCUAUUUGCCUCAAGAACUCUAUCGAGAAACUGGAAACUGAAGCCAAAAAUUCAAAGGCUGAGUGGGAUGAAAAAGAAUCUGAAUUUAUAACUGCUGUGAAAAAGUCUGUAGAAGAAAUUACGGCAAUUAAGGUUGAAAUGAGCAAUUUGGCUGACUCCCUCAAAGGAGCAGAAAAUGAAGCUCAAGCUGCGAAAGAAGAUGGAGGGCAGCUAAUGAACAAGCUUAAGCAAGUUGAAUCUGAGCUAACUAUUGUGAACAAGGCUGUGGAAGAAGCUGAAGGCAAGAGUUUAGAGCUGAAGGAAAGAUUGUUGGACAAAGAGAAUGAAGUUCAGAGUAUAACUCAAGAGAAUGAUGAACUCCGGGUUCGAGAAGCAGCUGCUCAAGAGAAAAUAAAGGAGCUUUCUGCAUUGCUUGCAGAGGCAACUGCAAAGAAACCUGAUGAAAAUGAUGAGGUUGAUACUCCACAGAGUGAAAAGGAGUAUGAAGUGUUACCGAAGAAGAGCUUUGAAACUGUGAAGGAGAAUGCAGAAGAUGACACUGAACCAACAGAAAAUACAAAAAUUGAGGAGUCUGUCAAAGAAGAUGCUGGAAUGGCAAAAGAGGAGAAUGGCAAUGGAAAUGUUCAAGAAGAAGCAGCGGUAGCAGCUGCAGAAGACACAGAACUGAAGACAUACGAAAGCUGCAAGAUCACAGACAAGGAUUUACAAUCAGAAAGAGAUCAAGAAGCCGAAUCAGUUGAAGAUGAAAACGAUGCAGCAAAGACGGACAAUGCUAGUGUAGAACAGACAAAUGGAUUAUCAUCAGAAAAUGCAGACAAUGGUGCAACAUCACCAGCUAAACAUCUGCAGCAAAAGAAGAAGAAAGCUUUGCUGCAAAAGUUUGGUAAUUUACUGAAGAAGAAGAAUAACCACAAGUAGCAGCAAACAAAUUAGUACAACUAGUACAUUUGCAUGAAUUUUGCUAAACUUUAUUGUUGUUUGCUUCAUGAGUGGAUUGAUCAAUUUCGUAUUGUUUCUGAUGCUUGCCAAUAUUCAAUCAGCUGUAUUUUCUAUAGAUUUGUAACAAGAUAGCAGAUGUAUUAUCUGAGUGUAUGAUGUUUAAUGAGCAUUUUCAUCCUUCUUUGAGAUUAA